This is a messenger RNA of Mizuhopecten yessoensis (Yesso scallop), 2149 nucleotides long. Its product is annotated as leucine-rich repeat-containing protein 74B-like. Lineage: Eukaryota; Metazoa; Mollusca; Bivalvia; Pectinida; Pectinidae. The record is from RefSeq and is a predicted model, not a curated record. The coding region runs from base 237 to 1988 and encodes 583 amino acids. The transcript is spliced from 15 exons. Gene Ontology annotation, molecular function: protein binding; calcium ion binding.
AUGUGUAUGCCAUUGCAGUAUGGUGGCGUUUCUUCGAUUUUAACUGUACAUAUAGUGUCACCUGUACGAACAACAACAAAAUGUGUAUGUAAAUUAUUCUGACAAUUUUAACUAGCUUUUAAACGUGAAAGUGGGACCAUGCCACGGAACAAAUUCCACCAAGUUGGUGCUGUCUGACGACCCUUUGGCGUAUUCCAAUAUAUAAGGAGAUACAAGUUGACCGACACGAUACAGUCAUGGGGGACCAGACAAAUCAUAUACAUGAGAAACCGUCUGAGGAUGGAAAACAGGUUUUCGUUGGAACGACCUUCCUGCCUCUCCUACCCCAUAAAUCGGGAAACGUCGGCACUUCCCGUAAUCGGCUACAUUUUGGUAAACUGGACCCGCGCCCAUUGAUUCGCCAACGAGGUAUCACCCGCGAUGCCAUAGUGAUAGCACGGAGAAAAAGCGAGCUUGCGUUGCCUGCCUCGAGAGACACGCUUAUUUACCCAUCCAAACCAUAUCAACAACCUCCUCCAGCUUUAGUGUCCGACAAAUAUGAUGAUUCGGAUGUUUCAGAAGAGUUGUAUAUUUCGGAGGAUACUGCGCCCCCUACUCCGAUAAAAAGGACAACGGAAGUGAGUGGGUUGAAGGCAUACCUGACAGCAUGCAAAACAUACAGCCUCGUUCCCAUAACUAAAUUCAAGCGACAACUUGAAGGUGAAAUGGUUUCGCUAAAGAACCACAAUAUCCAAGGAAACACCGCCAAGGCCAUCGCGCUAGCAUUGGAGUCAAGCUACAGCAUCACCAACGUUGACCUGGAAGGCAGUUUUCUAGGACCAAUCGGCGCCAUUUACAUAGCUGACAUCUUAAAUAACAGUCAUAACAUCACGGUAUUGAACCUGAGCGGGAACAAGCUGAUGUCACGUGGUCUUCAGGUUAUAGUGGAAACCAUGCAGAAAAACACAUCACUUCUGUCGCUUGAUUUGUCCGAUAAUAGUUUCACAGACAAGGAUACCAGCUGUCUGAAAGACCUCUUACUGUCUAGCUGUGUUCUGCGGGAGUUGAACCUGUCGAAGAACGGAUUUGAGGACAGUGGCGGCGUUCUCAUCGCCCAAGGACUGGCUCAAAAUAAAACGAUAAAAAAACUGAACCUCAGCUGGAACCAUCUGAGAAGAAAUGGAGCAUAUGCCAUCGGACAGAGCAUAAAGACUAACACUAAAUUGGAGGUCCUAGAUGUUUCAUGGAAUGGAUUUGACGUUCCUGGUUGUCAUGGUUUCAGUCAAGGUCUAGAUGCUAAUACGUCACUCCGAGAAUUAAACAUAAGCUCGAACAGAAUUGGACCCAAAGGCGUGGCCAAACUCCUGGAGGGCCUCAAGCGGAACACCACGCUGGCCUGUCUCAAGCUUGCUGAUAAUCCUCUAGGCCCUAACGGAGCGUUGGCGGUGUUGAACGCUGCAAUGAAAUCUCACAGCAUCGAGGAGCUAGAUUUCGGGAACCAACCGGUGACGGCGGAGUUCGAAGACCUUCUAACAAAAAUCCAGGCUGGCAGGGAUAUAAAAGUGCGCUAUGGAAAAGAACCAUCUAAAGCUAAACGGGAAGUUUGUGAUGAAACUCUGUACAUUGCCGGGAAUCCUCUUAUUAUCCUCUUUGAAUUCAUUCGUAUGAAGAAACUGGACAUCCUAAAUCUGUUUAAGACCCUCGAUGCCGACAGUAACCAUUCUAUAUCAUGGGAAGAAUUUAGGAUUGGAGUAAAGAAAAGCCACAUACCUGUCCGGCCAAAAGACCUUGAACAGAUGAUUGACAAAAUGGACCUUGAUAAGGACGGAGAAAUAAAUUUUAGUGAGCUGAUUGUUGCUCAGAAGGCCCACAACAUGCAAGCGGAAAAACUGUUGGCCUGGAGUCUAGAUGCCUUCCACGACAGCCCCAUUGGCCAAAUCUAUCGCGAUCUUCAUAAGCGGUGCAGCGAUACAAAUAUCUACCUCAAACAAUAUAAGCUCGUUAAAUGAGUGUCAAUGCAUUAAGUGAUAUUGGUCAUGAAGUUAAGUGACGUGGACAUUAACCUGGGAUUUAAUACACACAUGAAAUAACGCAUCGUCGAUAUCCAGGGGUAACGCUCACUUUCGCUUUAUGCACCCUUGGAAUAUGUCAUAGCAAAAUCGAAGGCUCA